AACAGGACAGCAUUCCCCAAAAAUUUCGCGACAGACAACGUGAGGCAGUAAGGGACAGGACAUGAUCGUGGAUGUUCUUUGAGCAAACAACUGGGAGCACAGUUUGUGUACAACCUGGCCAGAGAGUUUAGCUGGACUGGCAGCGGACCUUUGGAGUGUCCGUCAAAGAAAGAAAGCCAAGCAACGACUUUGUGUAUAUGACAGACGGACAUGAUGACAGAUCAACAGACAAACAACGUGAUGAGCCACAGGAGACGAACAAUGUGAUUUUUCAUCCUGCCAUUAGUCUCUGUCAACAGCUCUUUUACACGUAAAAGGGUUUGCUUAUAAAUCCAGCUGUUCCUCCAAUUUUCAGGAGAGAAUUUUGUAGAGUUCCCUUGCCUGGGAUACACACAGGGAUGGACAGCAGUGACCAUCAGGACAAUGAAAGAGGAAGUAGGACGAAAGAAAACAAUGGAGAGAAAGAUAAACAGAUGAAGAACCAGCUAAACUGUGAGGAAAAGGGAGAGAAGGAGAUCAAAGGGAAUGAGAAAGAGAAGAAAAAGGACAGACGGCGUUCUGCGUCUCUAUGGAGGAGUGGAUGGGCGUUGAGUGAAAGACUGGCCAUCAAUGUCUCAGGAAUGCGUUAUGAAACUCAACUUCGCACCUUAGCCCAAUUCCCUGACUCCAUGCUCGGUGAUCCCCGAAGGAGGUCACGGUACUUUGACCCGCUGCGAAAUGAGCUCUUCCUGGACCGCAACCGGGCCUGCUUUGAUGCAAUUCUGUAUUUUUACCAGUCAGGCGGGAGGCUGCGAAGGCCCGCAAACAUACCCCUGGAUAUCUUCAUGGAUGAGCUGAUGUUCUAUGAGCUGGGAGAGGAAAUCAUGAACCGGUUCAAGGAGGAUGAAGGUUUUCCAAAGGAGGAGGAGAGGCCGUUGCCGUCCAAUGAAAUCCAGAAAGCACUGUGGAUGUUGUUUGAGCACCCCGAGUCCUCAUCAGCUGCACGCAUUAUAGCCAUCAUUAGUGUCAUGGUCAUUGUGGUGUCCAUCCUCAUCUUCUGCUUGGAGACACUGCCUGACUUCAGGAAUGAGAAAGAGUCACGAGAGGAAUAUUUUUACAGGUACCACUCCUAUGCAAAGAACGUAUCCGAGACCAUGCCUCUUCCAUCCAGUGUUUUCCAGGACCCCUUCUUCUUGGUGGAGACCAUGUGUAUAUGCUGGUUCUCCUUUGAGCUCAUCAUGCGCUUUGCUUGUGCUCCCAGCAAGAUGAGCUUCUUUAAGGAUGUCAUGAACAUCAUUGAUUUCAGUGCCAUCCUGCCUUAUUUUGUCACUCUGGGAACAGAGCUGGCCAAGGACAACGAGGCCAGUCCAGCCACAUCCUUGGCCAUCAUCAGGGUCAUCAGGUUAGUGAGAGUGUUCAGGAUCUUCAAGUUGUCUCGUCACUCUAAGGGCCUCCAGAUCCUCGGUCAAACACUGAGGGCCAGCAUGCGUGAGCUGGGCCUGCUUAUCUUCUUCCUGUUUAUUGGCGUCAUCCUCUUCUCCAGCGCCAUCUACUUUGCAGAGGCUGACCACACCAACACGGCCUUUAUCAGUAUACCACACGCCUUCUGGUGGGCAGUCGUUACCAUGACCACAGUGGGCUAUGGCGAUAUGUACCCAGAAACAAUGUGGGGGAAGCUGGUGGGAUCUAUGUGCGCCAUUGCUGGUGUGCUUACCAUUUCGCUGCCAGUGCCUGUCAUAGUGUCCAACUUUAGCUACUUCUACCAUCGGGAGACUGAGUGCGAAGAUCGAAAUGAGUACACACACAUCAUGACCUGGAAGGACGAGGAGCCUGCAGGGGGGGAGGAAAUAGAUGAAGAGGACAGGGAUCCAGAAUAUGAUUAUUAUGCCAUCGAAGGCAUGUGCAGCCCUCUGAAUGGGACUCUGUUGGCUGGACUUUGCACAGGGCAGAGCGCAGAGUUCAGAGGAGGAAAUAUGUAUCUGAGGGAACCACUGGUCACCCAGGUGUAGGAAGGGUGAGUGUGUUUUGUACACUUUGACAAAGACACAGUAGGAAAAAGCAGAAUUAUAUAGAGUUCAUAUGUCUACAGGUCCUGAGGAGAGAAACUGGCAAACAGAAACUGACAAAUUGUGUUAGUAAAAUCACAAAUAUAACAAUAUUUUUAAUAUAAUAUACCUACUAAAAAUCUUUUUUGGUCUUUUCUUGUCUAUUUAAAGUUGUUUAUUUUAGCACCAGCCAGUCAAAUGUCACUGAAAGGCAACUUUUCUCUGAUAUAAUUUCCAAAAAAGUAAGAAAGACAACAAUAAUUUACAGUAAGCAACUGGUAUAUUCUCAGGGUUAUGGUAUAAAUGUGAUAUGAGCUGUAAUUUAUUAAUGCUAGCAGCUUGUGUUUUAGAUGAAACUGACUUUAUGAAUGUCUGUGCCUUGAAACUAUGAUGUCUUAGCCUUGUCACUUUGCGCCUUAAUGUUUGAAGUGGAAGAUAGCUCACUGGCAGUAUAGAACUCAUGUCUCGUCAAAACUCAACCAAAUACCAGCGUAGUUGUAGCUGUCAUUGCGAACAGAUUGAGAUCUCUUGUAAACCAACCCCACAUUCUCAACAUUCUUCUGUAAGUAAUAUACAAAGUUCACAUUUUUGUAGUUUUGGCUUAUGUGACCUGAAGCAACUGACAUGACCUUUAUCAUGCUGUAAUACAACACUGUGGAAUGACUUAAUGACACUAGUGUUACCUAUUUGGGUUAAAGAGGGAAGUUUUGAUUGCUUUUGCAAAUGUUCUAUAUUUAUCUGCUUAA
Messenger RNA from Thunnus maccoyii (southern bluefin tuna), 2770 nucleotides. Its product is annotated as potassium voltage-gated channel subfamily A member 7-like. Bases 399 to 1988 code for a protein of 529 amino acids. The transcript is spliced from 3 exons. The record is from RefSeq and is a predicted model, not a curated record. Gene Ontology annotation, cellular component: membrane; voltage-gated potassium channel complex. Gene Ontology annotation, biological process: protein homooligomerization; potassium ion transmembrane transport. Gene Ontology annotation, molecular function: delayed rectifier potassium channel activity; protein binding. NCBI's taxonomy places the organism in Eukaryota, Metazoa, Chordata, Actinopteri, Scombriformes, Scombridae.